GGCCGCCACCAGGCGCCAAACGGGACGACCGCCCCUGCCCGAACUGCGCCUGCGCACGUUCCCACGCACGCUCCGGCGUACGGCGGCGGCCAGGGGUCGCGAGCCGGUGGAGGACCCGCGCGCGCCGAAGAGACCGGAGCGUCGGCGCUUCUCCCCCUCCCUCCCCCCGCUCCCCUCCCCGCUCCCUCCCCCCUUCCCCAAGAAUGUUCCGCUACGAGUCUCUGGAAGAUUGUCCUCUGGAUGAAGAUGAUGAUGCAUUUCAAGGUCUGGGAGAGGAAGAUGAGGAGAUCGAUCAAUUCAAUGAUGAUACAUUUGGGUCAGGUGCAGUUGAUGAUGAUUGGCAGGAAGCACAUGAGCGGCUGGCUGAGUUGGAAGAAAAGCUGCCAGCGGCUGCUAAUGAACAAACAGGCAAUGGAGAGAGAGAUGAAAUGGACUUGCUGGGUGACCAUGAGGAGAAUCUGGCAGAAAGGCUCAGUAAGAUGGUGAUUGAAAAUGAACUUGAAGAUCCGGCUAUCAUGAGAGCAGUGCAUACAAGGCCAGUUUUGCAACCUCAACCAGGAAGUCUGAAUUCUAGUAUCUGGGAUGGAUCUGAAGUUCUGAGGCGAAUCCGAGGACCACUACUUGCUCAGGAAAUGCCGACAGUGUCUGUAUUAGAAUAUGCCUUGCCUCAGAGGCCCCCACAGGGCCCAGAAGAUGACCGGGACCUUUCUGAGCGUGCAUUACCAAGACGAUCAACUUCACCUAUCAUUGGGAGUCCUCCUGUUAGAGCUGUCCCCAUAGGCACACCACCUAAGCAGAUGGCUGUACCCAGCUUCAACCAACAGAUCCUGUGUCCGAAGCCUGUCCAUGUUCGGCCGCCGAUGCCACCACGUUAUCCUGCUCCCUAUGGUGAGAGGAUGUCUCCAAAUCAGCUCUGUGGUGUCCCGAACUCUUCCCUCCUGGGUCACCCUUUUCCUCCUAGCGUUCCUCCCGUUUUCAGCCCCCUCCAGAGAGCACAGCUUCUUGGAGGAGCACAGUUACAGCCUGGACGAAUGUCUCCCAGCCAGUUUGCACGAGUCCCCGGGUUUGUAGGUAGCCCACUGGCUGCCAUGAAUCCAAAGCUACUGCAAGGGCGAGUUGGGCAGAUGCUUCCCCCAGCACCAGGCUUCCGUGCCUUCUUUAGUGCUCCGUCCACUGCUGCACCCCCUCCACAGCAGCACCCUUCAGGCCCCGGACCUCACCUGCAAAACCUAAGAUCUCAGGCCCCAAUGUUUAGACCAGAUACAACUCACCUUCAUCCACAGCAUCGACGGCUCUUGCAUCAGAGGCAGCAACAGAAUAGGAAUCAGCAUCGGAAUCUCAAUGGUGCUGGAGAUAGAGGAAGUCACCGGAGCAGCCACCAAGAUCAUCUCCGAAAGGAUCCCUAUGCCAAUCUCAUGUUGCAGCGGGAGAAGGAUUGGGUCUCUAAAAUCCAGAUGAUGCAGCUGCAAAGCACUGACCCCUACCUGGAUGAUUUUUAUUACCAGAAUUACUUCGAAAAACUGGAGAAACUAUCUGCUGCUGAAGAAAUGCAAGGGGAUGGCCCUAAAAAGGAGCGCACCAAGCUUAUCACCCCUCAGGUGGCCAGGCUAGAGCAUGCCUAUAAGCCAGUGCAGUUUGAGGGCUCGUUGGGGAAGCUUACUGUCUCUAGUGUGAACAAUCCUCGAAAAAUGAUUGAUGCUGUUGUGACAUCUAGGAGCGAGGAUGAUGAGACAAAAGAAAAACAGGUUCGAGACAAAAGAAGGAAAACCCUUGUCAUUAUUGAAAAGACCUACAGCUUACUCCUUGAUGUGGAGGAUUAUGAAAGGCGCUAUCUCCUAAGUCUAGAAGAAGAACGGCCUGCCCUGAUUGAAGAAAGGAAGCACAAAAUCUGUAGCAUGUAUGACAACUUGAGGGGCAAAUUGCCUGGACAAGAGAGGCCAAGUGAUGACCACUUUGUACAGAUCAUGUGUAUCCGAAAAGGGAAGAGAAUGGUUGCCCGCAUUCUCCCUUUUCUGUCCACAGAGCAAGCAGCUGACAUCCUCAUGACAACUGCCAGGAACCUCCCUUUCCUUAUCAAGAAGGAUGCGCAAGAUGAGGUGCUGCCGUGUUUGUUGAGUCCCUUUUCUCUUCUCCUCUAUCAUCUUCCACCAGUGACUGUCACCAGCCUUCUGCAACAGCUAAUGAACCUACCUCAAAGUGCAGCCGCACCAGCACCCUCCAACCCUCACCUCACUGCUGUGCUCCAGAACAAGUUUGGCCUGUCACUGCUCCUUGUCCUCCUGAGCCGUGGGGAAGACCUACAGAGUUCAGACCUUGCUUCAGAAUCCACGCAAAACAACCAGUGGACAGAGAUGAUGUUCAUGGCAACCCGAGAACUUCUACGGAUUCCCCAAGCUGCCCUGGCCAAGCCGAUCUCUAUACCCACCAACCUAGUGUCCCUCUUCUCUCGCUAUGUUGACCGGCAGAAACUGAACUUGCUGGAGACAAAACUGCAGCUAGUUCAGGGGAUUCGGUAGAAGAUCUCCAGAUGUGUCCUGUACCUCCUUUUGGCUGCCACCUGCACUGCUGCCAUCACCAAUGGAGUGUUUUUAAUUCGGGAGGGAAGGUAGCUUAUUCCCCAAAGUGAAGUCUGUGGGAGCAACCCCCGUUUUCAGGGACUGCCUCCAGACGCCAGGUUUCCCCGCUGCUCUAUGAAAUUUGGCCAGAUGAUAACUCCUGCUGGUUUCUUCUUUACCUUCUGUGUCACACUUCUGCAUGUCCUGCCUUUACUCGAUUCUUCUCAAUUUUGCGUUUUCUUUGCCCUAGAGACACAAAUAUAAAAUCUCCCUUUACCCUACCACCACUCCUCCAGCUCAAGUAGAUUGUAGCCUUCCAGUGGACUUCUUCCCUCACCCCACUGAAGUCUUUCAUUGUCCCAUAUUAAUGACUAUAGGAGAGCCAAUUAAGUAGAAGUCAAAACAUAGCUACACAUACAUACACACACACACACAC
Perognathus longimembris pacificus (Pacific pocket mouse) is the source of this 2991-nucleotide messenger RNA. RefSeq names its product PAT1 homolog 1, processing body mRNA decay factor (gene Patl1). Gene Ontology annotation, biological process: P-body assembly; deadenylation-dependent decapping of nuclear-transcribed mRNA. The record is from RefSeq and is a predicted model, not a curated record. Bases 204 to 2516 code for a protein of 770 amino acids. NCBI's taxonomy places the organism in Eukaryota, Metazoa, Chordata, Mammalia, Rodentia, Heteromyidae. Gene Ontology annotation, molecular function: RNA binding. Gene Ontology annotation, cellular component: P-body. The transcript has 19 exons.